Xyrichtys novacula (pearly razorfish) is the source of this 159-nucleotide messenger RNA. Lineage: Eukaryota; Metazoa; Chordata; Actinopteri; Labriformes; Labridae. The record is from the annotation of a GenBank genome assembly.
ACAACUUUACAUCAAUCUUUGCCAAGGACACAGUGGCCGACAAAUGGAGCCAGAGUUUGAAUUAAUGUCAGCUCAUCCAGGAGGCCCAUCUCAUCCAGGGGGCCCACUGCUACUGGUCCACAAGGCUGACCUCUCACCAGAAGGGUGCGCUCUCAGAAG